AUGGACACACCGGCACGGAACGAUGGCCUCAACGAAGGUGCCAAGCAGUUUCUGGAACGAGAAGCACGCAGAAAGGCGGCCGCAGAAGAUAUGAGACUGACAGCGGAGAAGGCGGCCAACUCACGCCCGGAAUGGAUGCUCUUACCUCCUUCGUUAUCGAAUGCGUCAUCAUUGCAAGCGGUGGCAGGUGAUCCGCUCAACUUGAAAUCGCGCGGAUUUGCUCAAACCACGCCACGCGUAUCGGCUCGUGGAGGCGGCAGCGGCAGCGCAAAUGCAGAGGAUGCGGAUACGAGCGUUUGGACCGAGACGCCCGAGGAACGGCUCAAGCGGAUGCGAGAUGAAGUGUCUGGUGUCAAAGCCAAAGGCGAUUCUGGUAUCAGCGACAAGGAGGCACUGGAGAGGGAAAGUUCCCGACGUUACGAUUCGCACCGUUCCCACACUAGUUCGCGCCGCAGACACUCGGACUCUUCCGACGAUGAUGAGCGAAGGCGAAGGAGAAGAAAAGAGUCGGAUCGGCGCCGAGACAAGGACAAUCGGAAGGUUCGAGAAGACGACCGCAAAGGGACAAAAUCACGUAAGGAGAGGGAAGAGGAGGAAGUACGUUCGGGCAAAGCGACUGCUCCGAUGAUCUGGGAUCGCGAUGCUGCGCUCAGUGUUGGUGGACGGCUGAUGGACGAAAAGAAGAGGGGAAAGAUGAUGGCGGAUGCCAGUGCGCUCGGUGACCGCUUUGGCAGCGGCUCGAAGCGUUUCUUGUAA
Messenger RNA from Sporisorium graminicola, 756 nucleotides. RefSeq lists its product as uncharacterized. The record is from RefSeq and is a predicted model, not a curated record. The transcript is spliced from 2 exons. Bases 1 to 756 code for a protein of 251 amino acids. Lineage: Eukaryota; Fungi; Basidiomycota; Ustilaginomycetes; Ustilaginales; Ustilaginaceae.